AGGCGAUGGAUUUCUGAAAUUACCUGGCAUUGUGCAUAGUCGCCUUUUUGUCCUCCUGAGUCGGGAAAUCAUCGCCACUUGAGCCACUAGACUUAAGUCACUGAUUAUUGCACAGCCCAGUAUGCACUUACCUGUCCACUAACCGUCUAACAACCCCCUAUAAUACAACUACAAUAUACUAUCGUGCCAGACAAGGCAGACAUGAGGCCGAGAGGGGAAAUAAACGAAGGGGUGCGUGACAUGUCGGGGAAGAAAGAUGAGACGUUGGGACAAGUUUUAAGCACUGAGAUUUUGCAAACAAGCAAUAGGAGAUACUUGAAAUUAGAGGUUGAGGAAUUUAAGCAGAUGAACAUGCAACAUAGCCGCUCAAUCUCGUAUUUGGACCUAACUGAGAGCCUUAAUUCGUCCACUCAAAACAGUAACCGCACUGCAUCCACGGUCAGCUGGGUGGCAAUACUGCACCGUACCACAUAGACAUCAUCCCCAUCGGGAAGAAACGAAUGAAACGCAUUCCUCCAG
This is a messenger RNA of Eremomyces bilateralis CBS 781.70, 519 nucleotides long. RefSeq lists its product as uncharacterized. NCBI's taxonomy places the organism in Eukaryota, Fungi, Ascomycota, Dothideomycetes, Eremomycetales, Eremomycetaceae. Bases 202 to 474 code for a protein of 90 amino acids. The transcript has a single exon. The record is from RefSeq and is a predicted model, not a curated record.